Spirometra erinaceieuropaei is the source of this 279-nucleotide messenger RNA. Lineage: Eukaryota; Metazoa; Platyhelminthes; Cestoda; Diphyllobothriidea; Diphyllobothriidae. The record is from the annotation of a GenBank genome assembly.
AUGCUGAGACAAAUGCAUCUGCGUUGGAACGGCCACAUGGUGCGCAUGACCGACGAGCGACUACCCAAACGACUCUUCUACGGAGACAGCACCACGGGUUCUUGUCGCCGAGGAGGCCAAAAUCAUCGAUACAGGGAGACUCUAAAUUCCUACCUGAAGCGUCUGCAAAUUAACCCGACCAACUGGGAAGAGCUCGCCCUCAACCGACCGACCUGGAGGAGGAAAGUGAAGACAGACGCUGCGAUCUAUGAGACCAACAGCAUCGCCGCUGCCAAGUGA